Molecule: messenger RNA, 1958 nt
Organism: Ceraceosorus guamensis
Lineage: Eukaryota; Fungi; Basidiomycota; Exobasidiomycetes; Ceraceosorales; Ceraceosoraceae
Product: putative NADH2 dehydrogenase flavo protein 1
Exons: 4
Coding region: 145-1680 (511 amino acids)
Molecular function (GO): 4 iron, 4 sulfur cluster binding; NADH dehydrogenase (ubiquinone) activity; NAD binding
Source: RefSeq, a predicted model, not a curated record
AGUCUUACCGCUGCUUUGAGCUUCACCUCACGCCUGACCGGACACCACACACUUGAUUGAUACUGUCCACCGAUCUCUUUCCCGCUCACGUAGCGACCCUUCACCUUUGGCGUACAAACAUUGAGCCGACGCUACUGCGCUACAAUGCAUCGGGCUGCUCCCCUCGCCCGCCAGACAGCUUUGGCUGCCCGCCCUGUUGCCGGUACCUCCGCUGCUUCAGUUGCAACCUCGACCGCUGCUCGAGGCUUCGCUACUGUGCAGGAUGCUCCCAAACGCAGUCACGGAGGUCUCCGUGACCAGGAUCGCAUUUUCCAAAACGCCUACAUGCGCCAUGACCACACCCUCAAAGGAGCUCAGGCGAGAGGUGACUGGCACCGCACUAAGGACAUCGUCCUAAAAGGCCACGAUUGGAUCAUCUCCCAAAUGAAAGCAUCAGGCAUGCGCGGCCGUGGCGGUGCAGGCUUUCCUUCUGGACUCAAGUGGUCAUUCAUGCUCAAGCCAGGAUGGGAGAAGGAUCCUCGCCCCAGAUAUCUGGUCAUCAACGCUGAUGAGGGGGAGCCGGGUACUUGCAAGGAUCGCGAGAUCAUGCGCGGAGAUCCGCAUAAGCUCAUCGAGGGCUGCCUCGUUGCUGGAAGAGCAAUGGGUGCUAAUGCUGCCUACAUCUACAUUCGUGGUGAAUUCUACCUCGAAGCGGCGCAUGUUCAGCAGGCGGUUAACGAAGCAUACAAGGCUGGAUUGAUCGGCAAGAACGCGUGCGGCAGUGGAUAUGACUUUGACGUCUACGUUCACAAAGGUGCUGGAGCAUACAUCUGCGGCGAGGAGACGGCCCUCAUCGAGUCCCUGGAAGGCAAGCAAGGCAAGCCCAGAUUGAAGCCUCCUUUCCCUGCCGAUGUCGGUGUGUUCGGCUGCCCUACCACAGUGGCCAACGUCGAGACUGUUGCCGCUGCACCAACGAUCAUCCGACGCGGUCCGGAGUGGUUCGCCGGCUUUGGCCGUGACAAGAACCAAGGCACCAAGCUGUUCGCAAUUAGCGGGCACGUCAACACGCCUUGCGUUGUAGAGGAAGAGAUGGGCAUUCCCCUCAAGGAACUCAUCGAGCGCCACUGUGGCGGAGUUCGAGGUGGCUGGGACAACCUCCUAGGCAUUGUGCCUGGCGGAUCAUCAGUCCCCAUUUUGCCAAAGAACAAGUGCGACGACGCCCUUAUGGACUUCGACGGCUUGAAGGAUGCAGGUAGCUCCCUCGGUACAGGUGCCGUCAUUGUCAUGGACAAGUCGACCGAUGUUAUCAAGGCAAUCUCUAGGUUCGCGAAGUUCUACAAGCACGAGUCUUGCGGUCAGUGCACACCUUGCCGCGAGGGCACCACGUGGAUUGCGAACAUGAUGGAGAGGAUGGAAUCCGGCCGAGGUGACAUGCGCGAGAUCGACCAAAUCUGGGAACUUACGCGCGCAAUGGAAGGCCAUACGAUCUGUGCUUUGGCAGAUGCAGCUGCUUGGCCUGUCCAAGGGCUGUUGCGCCACUUCCGCCCCGAGGUCGAGGCGCGCAUUGCUGCCUACCAGGCUGAACACGGCAAAGUUCUCUACGGUGGAAGGCUCGCCAGCGAGUACCCUUCAGACCUUGCCAUGCCCGAGAUUGGCUCCCCACAGGCAUCCCGAUCGCUCCCAAACCCCCUGGCUUCUUAGAUACAUCAGUAACACGAGACGCGGCUUUCGUAAGACUCAAUGUGCAUGUUUUGGUCGUAUGUACUGUGAAAGCCUGCUUGCCCUGCUCGCUCAAUGCCUUCGACGCCAUCACACCAUGAUUCGCACCUCGCGCUGCUCUGGUGAUCGCCUACUACGCCUCAUCAUGUGCUCCCACUCUUGCAAGAAGACCGGUCGCCUGGUUGGCUUGGCUUGUCGCUGGUGAAGGUGGCCUCCUAGUGUCCACCAACGCUACUUAUGUUUUCAUUCGUGGAAUUUGC